UUCCCCCAUCGGAGCCCUUCACCUCUGCACGGUGAGGGUCGUCGGGAUGUUUUCCCGCCGUCAGACAUGCGUCCUCGGUCCAGACUCCUGGCCAAGAAGCGUCUGCCCACCAUCAGGGAGGGGUACGAGGAGCUACUUCAGGACAUGAACCAGGCCAACAGCUACCACGCCCCUUGCCACGCCCAUCACGACGUCCUCUCCUCAGAGGACUACUUGAAGUCCAUCUGCCAGCUGGCGCGGCCCACCUUCCCCCUCCAGGAGCCGGAUAACGACAUCCUGACCCUGGGUCAGCUGGAGGCACUCAAACCCGGCCUGAGGCUUCCGCGUAUCUCCGCCCCACCCCGCCCGCUAACCCCCACCGCCCGCAGCUACGGCCGCAGGGAGGAGCAGCAGAGGAGAGACAAAGCCGGCUGUAGCGUCCUCUCCCACAUCGUCGCUCUCCCGGAUGGAGUCACCCCACACCUGGGCAAGGACGGGUGCCACGGAGCCCCCGACCCCCUCGAGUACCUUUACGGUCACCGGAGCGGCCCCGCCUCUUCCGCCCGUCUCAGCCAGGACGCCAAGGGGAGGCUAGGCCAAGGCGAGGUCCCUGUGGAAGGCGGGGCCAGGCCAGGCUCACGCCCCCUCCCCCGAGCUCACAGCUUCCCCCGCCUCUGCUCCCCACGCCACACCUGCCGCAAAAGCAGCUGCCCGGAGAUCAAUCUGGAAGAUUCUCCCAGCCCCUCCUCCACCCCCUCUGCCAGCCAGCCCUUCCCACCGAAAGAGAGGAAGCCCAGUUCCAGCAGACUGCCCUCCCAGAAGCCGCAGGACAGGGCUGGCAGCGCCCCUUGUGGACAGAAGGAGAAAUGCGUCGGCUCCACGGACAAGCACUCCAUGAUCUCCAACUGGAUAGCAGACUGUCGCAGCGCAUGGAGGGAGACCAGGAUCCGAGCCUGCAUGCUGCCCACUAUUGCUGAGAUAUAGACUGUCUCACACACACACACACACACACACACAUGCACAUUCACACACAUGCACACACACAAGCAGACAGGUGUAAAAGAACAUUCCAUAAGGAUCAUAAUGCAGAUUUGUACCAAGUAAACAUAUAUUCUCUGAAUCUACAGCUGUGCUCUGUCCUACACAGUCAACACAAUAAUAACAGUGUAGAGCUAGCUUCAGUGCUUGAAAUUAUAGUUGGAUAGAGAAUAAAAAAAGAGAGAAUGUUUAUUUCGUGCUCAGAUGACGUAGGCUGAGAUUAAUUUUUUUCUAAAUGCCCGACUGUGGAAAACACAUAUUUUAGACACUUUCUAAAAUAGAAGUAAUUCCAUUAGCGUUAAACAGGCUUCAAGGUGUAAUGCUUGUGAAACAUUAGUUUAAGCUGGCAUGGCAUUUGUGACCCAUGGCAACAGCAUUUCUGGCACAAACUCAUUCUGUGGCCAAAAAAACCUGUUGACAUUGAGUGUUGUCUGUGUCAGUUUUGUGUGCCGAUGUCCUGUUUUCUAGGACAUGUUUAUUCCAGUACUGUUAAUCUCAUAGGGGCCAUCAGAGUACGGGAGACCUGUGAGUUGUAGGCAGCUAUAGGGACUAAGGGAAUUGUACAUUGCGCUUCACCUUUUUUAAAAACGUUUUUACGGUGACUCCAUGCGUUUCAGAAGCUGGGUCGUACGGGAGUUUUACUAUUCAUUUGUUUUUUUGUUUUUUUUUAAUGAGGACAAGGACUAUGGCAAGCUUAAUUUCUGCAACAGCAUUCGGUCAGGGUAGAGAAUGGAGAGAGAAGCUUCCUGUCCUUGGCACAGAGCUGAGAGACCAAUGUCGUGCUCGCACGGCCCCAAGCUCCGGACCACUCCGCUGCCGACUAGCGAACGGAAUGGAGCACGCGACCGCACAAAACAAUACGCACAGUGUUCCCGCCGGGCACCGCACAUCGAGAGCACCUGACGCAGUGCCGACCAAUCACGGUUUCUAAACUUGGGUUCUCGCCACACACAGACUGUGGCGCGCAUUCAGCGCGCUUACGUUAACCGUGGGACAGUCAUACGGGGGAAUUUUAGACAUCCUCGUGAACAAAAGCUGAGGACAGCACGCCCCAACAGUCCUGUGCCCAGCAAGAGCCCAAAGGCUGAACCAGAGGAGAAAAUGCUUAGAGGAAGUGUUAGAACUUACCAUCAAUACCUACAAUCUGAUUUAUUGUCUCGUCUACACUCCAAAGUGCAUGUAUGUAAGAUAUGCAUUGUUCUCAGUGUGACUUAAAGCAAACUGAGAAUUGUACUUAACACAUCGGUGAUGCAUUUUAAAGAUGUGUGUGUAUAAUUCAGAGGAUGCACCAAUAUCAUUUAUCCUGUAUGGAGACUUCCUGUUUUUGCGAUUGAAGAUGCAUUGCAGAGACUGACUGAUAAUCGUAUUGAUCAGUUGGAUUCUCCUGGACUGCAGAAAAGUGUUAUGCUUUCAAUCUUGUGUGUAUUUCCAUGAUGUUCUAAGUUUCCUUCAACAAUGACCCUUACAGACAGGGUAUAUGUUGUACAUAAUGUACAUAAAGACACAUGUAAAGACGUACUCUGUAUGAGUAAGAAAAUUGUGACAGCAUCAGCAUUUUAUGGUGAUCUGAUAUU
This is a messenger RNA of Megalops cyprinoides (Indo-Pacific tarpon), 2591 nucleotides long. RefSeq names its product protein DEPP1. Gene Ontology annotation, biological process: regulation of autophagy. The record is from RefSeq and is a predicted model, not a curated record. Gene Ontology annotation, cellular component: mitochondrion. Bases 67 to 963 code for a protein of 298 amino acids. NCBI's taxonomy places the organism in Eukaryota, Metazoa, Chordata, Actinopteri, Elopiformes, Megalopidae. The transcript is spliced from 2 exons.